GGUGCCCGCACUCGCGGCGCCGCGGUGGUGCUGGGGAGGCACCGCCCGCGCUAGGCGGCAGGAGUCGCAACUCCGGGCGCGGGCUCAGUCGUCCCCUUCGCUGCAGCCGCCACUGCCGGGCGCGGGCUCGCUAGUCCUCGCGCUCGCGCUCUCUGGCCGCCCGCGUCUCCCGGCCGCCGCCGCCGUGCAUUUCCCUGUAACCUGGGCUCCUGGAGACUCAGCGCUGGAGCAGAUGGAUAAUGGAGACUGGGGCUAUAUGAUGACUGACCCAGUCACGUUAAAUGUAGGUGGACACUUGUACACAACGUCUCUCACGACAUUGACUCGAUACCCGGAUUCUAUGCUUGGAGCUAUGUUUGGGGGGGACUUUCCCACAGCUCGAGACCCUCAAGGCAAUUACUUCAUUGAUCGGGAUGGACCUCUUUUCCGAUAUGUCCUCAACUUCCUAAGAACUUCAGAGUUGACCUUGCCCUUGGAUUUUAAGGAAUUUGAUCUGCUUAGGAAAGAAGCAGACUUUUAUCAGAUUGAGCCCUUGAUUCAGUGUCUUAAUGACCCUAAGCCUUUGUAUCCCAUGGAUACUUUUGAAGAAGUUGUGGAGUUAUCUAGUACUCGGAAGCUCUCUAAGUACUCUAAUCCAGUAGCUGUCAUCAUAACCCAGUUAACCAUCACCACCAAGGUGCAUUCCUUGCUAGAAGGUAUUUCAAACUAUUUUACCAAGUGGAAUAAGCACAUGAUGGAUACCAGAGAUUGCCAAGUUUCCUUUACUUUCGGACCCUGUGAUUAUCACCAGGAAGUUUCUCUCCGGGUCCACCUGAUGGAGUACAUCACAAAGCAAGGCUUCACAAUCCGCAACACCCGAGUGCAUCACAUGAGUGAGCGGGCCAAUGAGAACACAGUGGAACACAACUGGACUUUCUGUAGGCUGGCCAGGAAGACAGAUGACUGACCUCCAACCCUGGGAGAAAUUUCUGGAAACUGACUCUCCAGGAUGUGGAAGAGACUUUUUUAAAGUGGUUUUUUUUUUUUUAAAUUAUAUUUAUUUGAAAGCCUUGAGGACCAGAAGGAAGUUUUGUGCUUUAGCAGACUCCUCUGUUAUGUUCCCUGUACCCUGAGUAUGCAUGUGCCUGUUCAGAGCCACCAGAGACCUUUUAUUUUAUAUAAAAAGAAGACUGGAAAUCAUUAUGAUAUAUAAUCUACCCUUAACAGAGCUUUUUAUUAUUAUUAUAUUAUUACUAUUACAGUGCUAAAAGAAUUUCAGAUUAAAUGGUCCCUAACUCAGCCAGAAGGCUAAAAGUGCAGGAAUGAAAGAAUAAACAGAGUACUCAUGAUGCCUCGGAGAGAUAUCAAAACAUCAUGUAGGGUGACCUAGUUUCCAAACCAAUAAGCAGUAUUGUAAUAUUAAAGGAAAACUGUUAUAAUCACUUAAAAGUACUUGUUAAGUACUGCAUUUUACAGUUAUGACAACUGUUUCUUCCUAUGCACAUAAGUCAAAUAACCAAAUAUCUGUAGCCAUGGAAAUGUCUGACUAGAAAUAGUUAUAUUGGAUUCUGAUUACAAAAUGUCCCAGUGGUAGAAAUCUUAUGUUUUAUGCCUGGUGCAGUAUAAUUCCCAAUUGUACUGUUUACCAGAAGAAAAGAAACUAAUAAAAAUGAAAUAUGAAAAC
Molecule: messenger RNA, 1663 nt
Organism: Erinaceus europaeus (western European hedgehog)
Lineage: Eukaryota; Metazoa; Chordata; Mammalia; Eulipotyphla; Erinaceidae
Gene: KCTD6
Product: potassium channel tetramerization domain containing 6
Exons: 3
Coding region: 233-946 (237 amino acids)
Biological process (GO): ubiquitin-dependent protein catabolic process; protein homooligomerization
Molecular function (GO): cullin family protein binding
Source: RefSeq, a predicted model, not a curated record